AUUCUUCGCGCACUUGUUUCCGUUUUAAUCCCUCUCGCUAUUCGAAUUUAAGCAAAAAGUUCCAAAAUAACUUUUUCAAGUUCUUAUGAUAUUCAGACUAUUGUAGAGCCAUGAAGUAGUUCCUGUUGUGUGUGUCAGUGAUGGAGAAAUCCAAGAAGGACAUCUUGAUAAAGAACCGGGUGGGGCUGGUGGAGAACAUCAACAUUGAAGAUGGCCUGCUGACGGAGCUGCUGUCUCGACAGGUUCUCACGCAGAGGACAGUCAAAAGCAUACAGGCAAGAAAGACCACUUUUGACCAGACAGAGGAAUUACUUGACAAAAUUUCGCUUAAAAGUAAUGGAUUUGAAGCACUGAGUGAAGCUUUAAUAGCAAAUGGUCAAGAGGACAUAGUGAAUUUGUAUCUAAAAGCAGCACAAGAGGAUAACGAAACCGUGAAAAGUGAAGCGAAGAUUGAGUCUGUCAUAUCUCAAGAAUCUCAAACUCAAACAGUUGUUCAGGAACCUACACGUCCCCAAUCCUCCCCUCCCCGUCUGCCGCCGCCAGGGAUACUGCUGUCUCACCCCACCACCAAAGCAGUGCAGCUUUUCCAAGAAUCAGAUUGCUCCAGUGCCCGAGUCAUAGCUCAGGCGCCACCAGAGGGUGUCCACACCUCUCAGUUAGUUCACCUUAUACACCAACCACCAACCGAUCAUGUCUUCCAUCCAAUCGCAGACCAGAGUGUUCAGUCCAUCCAAGCAUCAUCUUCUGCUCAUGAUUCCUCCAUUAUCUGUGUGUCCGGAAAUCCCAGCCAAGCUUACGAUUUCAGCAAUGCAGUAUUCUUAGAUAGGAUCAGUAAAAAUGACAAAAGUUUUAAAGAAAACGAACCAAGACAUAACAUGAAGCACUAUAUAGAUGACCCAAAUUAUCAGGUGCUGGAGGGAUCCACUCCAAAAACAGUGUCAACACAUAUUCCACUUGUGUUUAACAAUAAUAUUCACCCCAUGCCAAAAGAGGUGGUCUAUGUACCAAGUAUUAAACCUGUCCCACUACAAAGGGAGGAUACUCUAGAUGCAAUGACAAAACCUUUUGGAAACCAUGAAGAGAAUUGUGAGUCUCCAGCUAAAAGACAACGAAAAGAAGAUAAAAUUGAAAUCACCGUUUUUGAAUCAAACCAACAAAACCCAAAUGACCCAGUGAUGAACGCGGCUGCUGUCCAGCCUGUUAAACUUCAGGGUGAGCUGGAUGACCCCGAGAUAGAACUCACUGAUGGACCUGUGACCGUGAGGGUAGAUCAUACAACGAGGCAAUUCUAUAUCACAAAUUAUAAAAAGUCCUAUGCAAUGAGGAGACUGCCACGAGGAAAAGCACUGAUCAUUAAUGUGAAUGAGGUGGAGGGGAAACCCCCUAGAAGGGGGACGGACAUCGAUAGGGAUAACCUGUAUCACCUCCUGACACAACUUCACUUUGAUGUCCAGGUCUUCAAUGAUAGUGAUGGACUCACGGCCAAGGAUAUAGCACAAAAAUUAGAGAUCUUUGCUGCUGAUCCCGCUCAUCGCCAUGGAGAUGCCUCAUUUGUUUGUCUGCUCAGCCAUGGGGAGGAGGGAUUUAUAUUUGGUACAGAUGGCCGCAAACUCCAACUAGACAGUGUCUUCAAGCUGUUUGACAAUAGCAACUGUCCUACUCUGGUUGGCAAACCUAAGAUCUUUGUAAUCCAGGCAUGCAGGGGAGGUGCCCUAGAUAGCGGUGUUCCAUUUACUGAUGAACACGAUGGAUCCAGUGCUGCAUUUAAACAGCUACCAACUCAAUCAGACAUGAUUAUUUGUUUCCCAACACAAGCAGGGUACUAUGCUUGGAGGAAUCGUGAGCGUGGGAGUUGGUACAUCGAAGCCCUUGUACAAAUUUUCAUGAAAUAUGCUAAGAGUGAGGACAUUUGUACAAUGCUGCACAGGGUGAACCUCUUAGUGUCCAGGAAGAUAUCCCGGUGUCCACAGAUUGAAAUGGAUUCAAUGUCUCAGAUGUCCGAAUAUAAAAGCACUCUACGCAUGCCACAUCUCUUCUUCUAUCCUGGGAUUGGCUGCGGAUAAUUUGAAGGCCAGAGAGCUUAUCUUGUUGAUUUUGUUUUCUUUGCAUACUAUCCACUCUCGAGAUAUGAUAAAAAAAAAUUAAUUUCAGUAUCUUAUUAGAUGGGAGAAAAAUUUCAAUUAAAACAUGAAUAUAUUACAAGUAAUUUGAAAGGAGGCAGCCUUGAUUGGGGUUUGGGAUACAUAUUUUACAAAGGUGUUAUUAAAGAAUGAAACUUUGGCUUUAGAGUCAUUUGGAUAAUGGGCCCUCAGAUUUUUCCUUCCUGUUUUCAACUGUUUUGAUAGCAGUGAAAGUAAAGGAAGUAAAUUUAAUUAAUGGUUUUAUUUGUCAGUCAGAAUGAGGUUGGAGAAAAGUUUUUUAAAGAUGGUUAUGUGAUAGAAAUCAUUCCAGGCUGUAUUGUAUUGCCAAAAUAACACCCAUUAGUACAACUGUGUUGUGUUGGGUUUGAGAAAUCCGUUCUAUUUACUGUUGAUUCACAAUCGAGAGCAGAGUUAUAUUUUUAUGUGUCACAAUGUUAUGUUUUUUACAUGUUUUAUGUGAACUGUAAUACAGUAAAACACAGUUAUAAAGAAACUCCAGUUCCAGUAAAAAACAGUUCGUUAUAACCAAACUUCAUUAUACAGCAAAACACAGUUAUAGACAAACUCCAGUUCCAGUGAAAAACAGUUCGUUAUAACCAUAGAAUGUUUUGGUAUUUUCCUUUCAUAAGGAAAUAACUACCACUUUGCAGUAAACAUGAAUUCAUUAUAGCAUGAAUUCAUUAUAAGUGUGUUUUACUGUACUGUAAGGUAAUAACAUAAAGAUGUUUUAAAAUCUGAUUCUAUUAUGUUUGACAUUUAAAUAAAUACUAAAAUGUACUGUCACUUCCCACUAAUCUGAAGGAAUAUCUUGGUGGGCAAAACCUUCAGAUGGGCAGUUUUUAAAAGCUCUGUACAUGUAUGUUAUGUGUAGUAAGAGUUGUAUUAAUUGUAUUUUUUUUUUUAACUCAUCCACAAAAUUGUGUUCCUGGUUGUCACAAAUAUGUAAUGUUUGUGUUUUGCUUCAAGUUAUUUUUGGUUUAGUGUAGAGUCUAAUGUAUCUAUUCAAGACAUGAUUUUUAUCAGACAUUUUUGUUUUGUUUUUGAAUGUUUCCAAGGAAGAUUUGAUAUACAACUUCCAGUGGAAUAUAUAGUCAACCAUAUUGAUUACACACUGUAGGUAUUUUUUAUGUGCUAAGUACUUUGUAAAUAUCAAUGAUGUGGCUUUUUCAUACAGCAGGAUUUAGUUUCUCGUGGAGAAAAAAGAUGAUCAAUUACACUGUCCAGUGAGUAUAAUAACAUUACAAAGGUAGAACAUUAGCCAAUAUUACCAAAUGCCCUGUCAAGAGUUAUAUCCCUUUAAUGAUCUGCAGUAAAUUUAACCGCUUGGUAAAAUAAUGGUCUUUUUAACUUCAUUAAGCUUGACAUACUGAAUGUCUGUGAGUUUUGUAUGAAAAAAAUCAGCAAAAUUUUAUAAGUUGUUGAGAUUUCUUGUGAAGAAGAAUAGAUCUAAAUGAGUAGGGAGUUUGUUAUAAUUGUUUAUUAUGCCAAAUUAGAUUGAUAUAACUUACAUAGUUGCAAGAAAUCAAUAAUGCAUGUAAUUUAUGAUUGCUGGAAGAAUGUCUUUUUAUUAGUUUAAAUUAUAUACCUACUUGUAUGUGAAUGUCAAGUUCAUUGGCUCUUUGAAACAGUAACCACUAACUAAAGAAUUGAGGAGGGGAGGGGAUGAAGUUGCAAUUGUUGAUGUUGUAAAAAUGAGGGGAGGAGGAGGGAGCAAUGAACUUGCCAUUGUUGAUAUUGCCAUUCACUAUAGACCCUAGGUAUUGUGUUAUACUGAAUGUAAAUUAAUUACCAAAAAAGACAAUGUGGAUUUCAACUACUGUGGCACUUGAAAUCCCACCUGUAGUUAUUGCCUUUGGGAAAAUAGUCUUGAAACUGUUAUUUUCAGAUGAAAAAGAUAAUUUGCUUGUAGAAACCAAAUGAAAAUAUCAGAUAAAGAGAAUCUAAAUGAAGGUAACAAAUACUACUAGUGGAUUGUAAUGCCAGUUUACCUUAUGAUAUAGUGUCAAAAUCAAAUAUUGUUUAGCAGAAAAAUUAUAGCCCAAAUCCUUUCUAGGCAAGUCAAAACUACACUAACUAAAGUAUUAUAGUAGCAAGAUAGCUCUGAGUAAAUUUAACAAGGGGCUAAAUUGAUUUUUCAGUGUAUAAGAGCAAAAAACAAAAUUUCCAGUCCACGGUAUGCAUAUCCACAUACAUAUCCACAUACAUGUAAGUUCCAGUCCACGGUAUGCAUAUCCACAUACAUGUAAGUUCCAGUCCACGGUAUGCAUAUCCACAUACAUGUAAGUUCCAGUCCACGGUAUGCAUAUCCACAUACAUGUAAGUUCCAGUCCACGGUAUGCAUAUCCACAUACAUGUAAGUUCCAGUCCACGGUAUGCAUAUCCACAUACAUGUAAGUCAAAUGUAUAUACAUGUACCUCUGUGUGGCUAUCAAAACUAGUUCAUAUGAUAUACUGCCAUGUAUGGAUUUUAUAUAGGAUCUCCCAUGGUUGGUGGCUUGAUAAGAUUUAUAUUCAACGAGUCUUGGCGAGGGGAUAAAAAACAUAUGAGUUGAAUAUAAAUCAAAUCAAACCAGUUUACCACAAACCAUGGGAGAUUCUUUUUAUCACAUGUUAACCCCCCUCCCCCAUUGGCCCGAUUGUUCAUUUAUGUUACUGUAUUGUUUGGGAAUUUUACUUCCUGACACUUUGUAAACAAACUGCGUAAAAUUGACGUUUGUGACAUCGCAAAUGGCGUAGGGAAACAUGAUGUAAUAAUCAAAAUUUAUGUAAUAACUGAUAUCCACUGAAUAAAGGAGUAAACAUGUUAUUAUAUAAAUAUUGCAUUUAGUUGAGGGUAACAUUGAAAAUUUUCACCCCAAGAAAACCAUUGUCAACCGAGGCGUAGCCAAGGUUGACAAUGGUUUCUCGAGGGGUGAAAAUUUUCAAUGUUACCUUCAACUACAUGCAAAAUUUGUUUUAUUAUACUGAAUGUUAUAUAAACAACAAAGCAGAAAAACGUAAGUCUGUUGACAUUUGAUCAAUCACGGUCAUGCGAUAUUUCGUAUAUCUAUGCAGGUAUUCGUGUUUAUUACAAACGCUCAAACGACGUCGUCUAACAAUCUACGGCGAACCGUACGCGCAUGAAUUUGACGCAUGUGAUAAUUUUUUAUAAUAUCACCCGUUGUCAAGUACUGUUACCCGUUGCUAGAUACUAUCACCAUACUAUCGCGUGCUUUCUGUUCUCAGAGGGUAACAAUAUGUUUUUUCAAAUGAUUCUCGACCAAUCAGAUUCGAGUAUUUUACAUGAAAGUAUAAUAAAAACAUAUAUAUUAUUACUAAAGUAACUUGAUCCGAAGAGUCGAAUCACGUCUCAUUGAAAGACGCGGAUCGUCAGAUCAUGCACACAAGACGUCGAGUUUGAUCUGUUGAUCCAAGCCUGUCAACGAGACGUGAUCCAACUCUUAGGAUCAAGUUACUGUAGUAAUGAUAAAUUUAUUAUAUACCCCCUUAUGUAUUUUGAGAUCCACAUUUAUUAAAUAAUAAAUCAAAAGCACAAUUUAAUACAGUGAAAUUAUAUUUUGUGUUCGCAGCACUGUAUGUGACGCGGUCAAUAUUUUCUACAAAAAAAAAACGUUGCAUUGAUGCAUUUCAAUGUCAUCAGUUUCAGAGAAUACUAAUACAGAAUCAGAAAACCAGUGUGGUGAUCCGGAAAAUCGGAUCACACUCUGUGAAAUCAACAGUAUCAAAAAACAAAACAUUGAUGGGUAUAUAAUAAAUGUAUUUAUAAUAUUUCAUGGACAAAGUGCUGCUGGUCAAUGUUACAAAAUUGACCUAGAUUAUUUAAUGGUUUUUGUUGGUCAAUUCAAACUGCAACUUGCACAGAAUUUCACUGAUUUUCGUAGUUAACAAUGGUGAGGUCAUGGUAGCUCAUCAGUUACUUUGUUUUCAUAUUCACCAAAUUAAAGUAUGAUAAAGUAACACCCAUAUAUACUUGGCCCUACUUCAUUUUGGGUAUCCUCAUAUAGUAAUGAAUCUUUGAUUACCGGUCUCUUCUGGAUGGUUUUGCAAUCCCAAAUUUGUGCAACCACCACAUUUACAUUUUGUACUAAUUUGGAUGUUUUCCAACCAUGUGAAUUUUGGAUAUAAACAUCCAGGUGGGUCCUGCUUUCCUAUAUUUUAGUUCCUAGAUUAGGUGAUGCUGUGUAGACACGUUACAUUAAUUUUCUUUUUUUGAAUUUUUUUGUUUUAAAACUUUUUUUUCACCAAUUGUGUUCAGUGAUUACCUUCACUUGAAUAUACCAUUUAGAUGUUUUAAGUCACAUCGGUCAACUUUCCGUCCAACUUUUUUUUGUAAGCUCAUGGAAACUCUUAGAAAAGAUUAUUGUUCAAUUUUCAAGUUUUGACUCAUCUUUUCAUAUGCAUUUGACUUUGAACUAAAUUUUCAUACUCUGAGCUGUGACUUGUGGUUUUUUUUUUCACUUUCAUGCCAAACUUGUAGCAAUGUACAAUAAAAAAAAAUGUAUUGAAAUGAAAUCUGUAUUAAAUAUGCUACUCUACAUC
Messenger RNA from Ostrea edulis (European flat oyster), 6680 nucleotides. RefSeq lists its product as uncharacterized. Gene Ontology annotation, biological process: proteolysis; regulation of apoptotic process. The record is from RefSeq and is a predicted model, not a curated record. Gene Ontology annotation, molecular function: cysteine-type endopeptidase activity. The transcript has 10 exons. The coding region runs from base 141 to 2063 and encodes 640 amino acids. NCBI's taxonomy places the organism in Eukaryota, Metazoa, Mollusca, Bivalvia, Ostreida, Ostreidae.